AUGGCUACCGCAGCUCUGGCGAUUCACGAUGAGCGAUUGAACUCCCGAGUGGACUCCAUGAUAAAAGAUGGUCUCAUUCAAGAGUUGUUGGAUUUUCACGACAAGCACAACAAACAGAGGAUACAGGAUGGAAAUCCACCAGACUACACAAAAGGCGUCUUCCAAACGUUAGGAUUUAAAGAAUUCCAUGAGUAUUUAAUGCUAUCUGAAGAGGAAAGAAAUAGUGAGGCAGGGAAAAAAAUACUCGAACAAAGUAUAGAAAACAUGAAAAUGGGUACUAGAAGGUACGCCCGUCGGCAGAACAAGAUGGUUAGAGGAAGAUUCUUGGAACAUCCUACAAGAGAAAUACCACCUAUUUACGAACUUGAUACUACAGAUGUAUCAAAAUGGGACAAAGAAGUCAAAAGCAAAGCUAUACACAUUAUAGAAAGUUAUCUAAACGAAUCCCCUUGUGACUUUCAACCAUUAAAGUCGAACAUAGAUGACGCUCUACGGGAGGCUGAUGGAAACUCACAUAACUUCUGUGAAGUGUGUAACAGAAUAAUCAUAGGAGAUAAUACCUACGCCAUUCAUCUCAAAUCUUUUAGACAUAAGAAGGUACUGAAGAAAAAACGCCAGGAGGAGGAACGCAAGAAAAAGGAAGAAAUCAAUGAGCCUGCUGUUUAGUUAUGGACUGAUUUGAUGUAAAUAA
Messenger RNA from Helicoverpa armigera (cotton bollworm), 691 nucleotides. RefSeq names its product tRNA dimethylallyltransferase-like. Gene Ontology annotation, cellular component: mitochondrion. The transcript is spliced from 4 exons. The coding region runs from base 1 to 666 and encodes 221 amino acids. The record is from RefSeq and is a predicted model, not a curated record. Gene Ontology annotation, biological process: tRNA modification. Lineage: Eukaryota; Metazoa; Arthropoda; Insecta; Lepidoptera; Noctuidae. Gene Ontology annotation, molecular function: tRNA dimethylallyltransferase activity.